AUGCUAGCGAAUCUAGACAUCGAUGUUAUUCUCCAAGUACUUUCGUGGCUUCAACCUGAUGAUAUCAUAUCUCUAAGAGCGACAUCUAAGCACUUCUAUUCUAUCACGCAUCUGCGCACAGUAUGGUACACCGCACUGACAAACCUCCUCUCCGAUAACACCCCUCUCGCACGUAUGUCGCUCGGUCCCGACGAUGAAAGCGCGUAUAAAUCAUUUCGUGACCUCUCUCAACUUUCAACGUCACAGCUCGAGAGGCUUGUGUUUGCCACAAGCAAGAAAAAUCGGAUAUGGGGGCAAAGAAGGCCUGAACGAACACGUGCGACGCGUAUGCUUGCAAGAGUCGGUCGCGUGUUCGUUCUGCGUUUCCUACGAAUAUGCUCGACCGAGCGCGUAAAUGGUGAAGAAGACGUAGACGAAGGGCGGUAUCUUUUAUCCUUUGGUCAUACUCAUGUUCCAACGCUAUGUAUGCAAGUCUGGGACGUGGAAGCGCAGGACCAGGGACAAAAUGGAGAGCAGCUCGUUGAUGAGUGGGUGCUACACGGUCGUAUGAUCGGGAUUGCUUUCGAUGAAGGAAAUGGCUUGCGUGAUUGGUACAAGGAAACGUAUGGAGAGGUGUAUGCAAGAGGGGCGCUGAUCGCUGUUUCCGCGAGAUGUUUUGGCGUGCCUGGAGAUGUCAUGUUUAAUUUCCGUAUAAUGUGCUUCACGCCGUUAAUACCAUCCGGCGGAAACCUAUCACCUCUCGCAUCUUUCCGCCUUCGCGGGCCGCUGAACGUACGUGCUAUGCACGGCAGGCGCGUCGCGGUCCAAGUUCGUGCGGAUGGAGAGGGUCAGGUAUUUGGUCACGGUGUGCUGAAGGUAGUUGAUUGGGUACAAAGCAAGGAGAUCUUUGCUCAGGCCCCUGAUGACACCAUUUCUUCCGAGACGGGAAUUUUUAAUACCGGACGAGAAUUCGCCGUGAAGCUGGAGCCAUCAAUUCACGGCCUGAACCGCGCCGUGCUUCGGGUACAGUUCGUCCACGACUGGGUGCUCGUUUUCCGCGAGUCCGUUCUAGAGUUCUACUUCGUCCCACCUUCGUCAAUCACAAAGAACCCACAAACAAUCCGACCAACGACGUUCUAUAAAUGGGCUUGGCAGAUCAAUACUCUCGCAGUGGCCGAACGUAUCUCGUGGAUACACGAUCGCAUGGCGUCGGUUUGUCGAAUAUGCAAUGGGAGCGGUUCCGUUUUAACAUCUUCCAUUCCGGAAGGUAAUGAUAUCCAAGUUGUAUGUGCCUGCCGGUAUCACCCACUGUCCAUCGUCGCGCGUUUCGAUAGCUACUACCCCUGGCCCGUCAACUUAUUGCAUCAUUUCGUCCUCCACGUCAAUCCAGACCAAAGUGCAUUACAAUACAACAGCAGCAUUCUUGAGGCACCCUACACGCUCCCUCCGACACUUUCACAUACCGUUCCAUCCACUGUGCGUCUCUUCGGCCAUUCGGUACUCAUAAUGGGACAAUUUGGGACACUCCUAUGGACAGACAGCGAAGCUAAUAACUUUAGUGAAGGUCCAAGCGACGAAGCGUAUUUCGCAGAAGGGACAGGCGAACGUGUCGCAGGUCGUCGACUCCGUCUUCCCCUGCCUCCCCCUUCAUCACCAACUGAAUCAUUACCAGUCCUCCGAGACAGACAAGACACGGACGGUAAUAGAUUCGAGUUCCCGCCUGCUCAUGCUCCUGUACAACUAGACGCUACGGGCUUGGGAACAGGACAGCAGACUAUCCAACAGACUACUUCGGUUUUUGCUACGAGGUUGACUGAAGGGUGGUAUUCUCUUGCCUUGUGCGAGAGUAAAGGGAGGAUAGCAAUUGGAGAUGGGGAAGGUGGUAUCGAGGUUUGGGAUCAUUUUUGAAUAUGUCGAAGUUGGAUAUUGUAUGAUAUCAUGAUCAUGACACUUUUUUUCUUCUUGUAUUUGUCUUGAAUGUGGUUAUUAGACACGCACUCCUCGCUUUCGACGGAUGUAUCUGUAUGUUCUGUAUAUCUCCUUUGUUAUUAUACAAGGACAACAUUUUCC
Molecule: messenger RNA, 2049 nt
Organism: Fomitiporia mediterranea MF3/22
Lineage: Eukaryota; Fungi; Basidiomycota; Agaricomycetes; Hymenochaetales; Hymenochaetaceae
Exons: 4
Coding region: 1-1887 (628 amino acids)
Molecular function (GO): protein binding
Source: RefSeq, a predicted model, not a curated record